AUGAAGAUUUAUACAAAGAGAGAAGAUAAAUAUGUAGUUCGUUAUGAUAGAACAACACCGCUAUGGGAUGUUAUGAAAACAUUGUGGGAGUGCAAAUAUUUCGAACCUAUUUCUUAUGGAGAACUUUUCACAUAUACUACUGACUUAUAUAAACAGAACCUUGCACCAUUUAAAGAUUUGACAUAUGCUCCAAAGUAUUGUGUACAACUGAAGAAGAAAGCAGAGUCAAAAGAAGUAAAUAAAGCUAAAUGUAAAUUCAUUCCUGAGCACGUUUUCUUUGCUGACUUUGAGUGUAGUACAGGCUUUCAUAAAGCUUUUAACAUCUGUUAUGACAGUGAAGAUGGUUCAGUGAGUGAAAGCAUUUGGGGUCAAAACUGUGCAACAGAAUUUUUGGAAAGACUUCCUGACAAGAGUUUAAUAUAUUUCCACAACCUCAGUUAUGACAUAAACUUCAUCUUAAGACACAUGACAGAAGUGAAAGGAACUCCCAUCAUUAAAGGUUCACGAACAAUGCAAAUAACUGGUUUAUAUAAAGGACGGGCAAUUAUUAUAAAAGACUCUUACAGUGUUAUAAAUAAGAAGCUUAAACUAUUUCCUGCUAUGUUUAACUUACAAACAGGACCGAAAGAAGUAUUUCCAUAUAACUACUACAGCAGUGUUUUGUUAGCAAAUGACAACAGAACUGGUGUCAUUUCUGAAGCAUGUAAGUUUAUCCAUGAUGCAGAUACAUUUAUGAAAACAUAG
Messenger RNA from Trichomonas vaginalis G3, 744 nucleotides. RefSeq names its product organellar and viral DNA polymerase type B. The record is from RefSeq and is a predicted model, not a curated record. Gene Ontology annotation, molecular function: DNA-directed DNA polymerase activity; nucleotide binding; DNA binding. NCBI's taxonomy places the organism in Eukaryota, Parabasalia, Trichomonadida, Trichomonadidae. The transcript has a single exon. Bases 1 to 744 code for a protein of 247 amino acids. Gene Ontology annotation, biological process: DNA replication.